GGGGCGCGGGCCGGCUCCGCGGCGGGGCCUGCUGCGUGCGCGCGGACGCCGAGGCCCGAGAUGGCGGCGCCCGGGCUGCAGCUGUGCGCGGUAGCUGCGCUGCUCCCACUGUUGCUCCUGUGCCUGCCGCUACGCGCCCGCGCCGACGAGCACGAGCACACGUACCAAGAUAAAGAGGAAGUUGUUUUAUGGAUGAAUACAGUAGGACCCUACCAUAAUCGCCAAGAAACAUACAAAUACUUCUCCCUUCCUUUCUGUGUGGGAUCAAAAAAAAGUAUCAGCCAUUACCACGAAACCUUAGGAGAAGCACUGCAAGGAGUUGAAUUGGAGUUUAGUGGUCUUGACAUCAAAUUUAAAGAGGAUGUAAUGCAGACUACUUACUGUGAAAUUGACUUGGACAAAGGAAGAAGAGAUGCAUUUGUGUAUGCUAUCAAAAAUCACUAUUGGUACCAGAUGUAUAUUGAUGACUUGCCAAUAUGGGGUAUUGUGGGAGAAGCAGAUGAAAAUGGAGAAGAUUAUUAUCUUUGGACUUACAAAAAACUUGAAAUUGGUUACAAUGGAAAUAGAAUUGUAGAUGUCAACCUGACUAGUGAAGGAAAGGUGAAAUUGGUACCAAACACAAAAAUCCAGAUGUCAUAUUCAGUGAAAUGGAAGAAAUCAGAUGUGAAGUUUGAAGACCGAUUUGACAAGUAUCUGGACCCCUCAUUCUUUCAGCAUAGAAUUCACUGGUUUUCAAUUUUCAAUUCUUUUAUGAUGGUGAUAUUUCUGGUUGGCCUAGUGUCUAUGAUAUUAAUGAGAACUUUGCGAAAAGAUUAUGCAAGAUACAGCAAGGAGGAAGAAAUGGAUGAUAUGGACAGAGAUCUAGGUGAUGAGUAUGGGUGGAAGCAGGUCCAUGGAGAUGUGUUUAGACCAUCCAGUCAUCCUCUAAUAUUUUCCUCACUUAUUGGUUCUGGUUGUCAAAUUUUUGCAGUGUCUCUUAUAGUCAUUGUUGUUGCAAUGAUAGAGGAUUUAUACACAGAGAGAGGAUCAAUGCUUAGUACAGCUAUAUUUGUUUAUGCUGCAACGUCGCCAGUGAAUGGAUAUUUUGGAGGAAGCCUUUAUGCUAGACAAGGAGGAAGGCGAUGGAUAAAGCAGAUGUUCAUUGGAGCCUUCCUUAUUCCAGCAAUGGUGUGUGGAACUGCCUUCUUCAUUAACUUCAUUGCUAUCUAUUAUCAUGCUUCAAGAGCUAUACCCUUUGGAACUAUGGUGGCAGUGUGCUGUAUUUGUUUCUUUGUCAUUCUUCCAUUGAAUCUCGUUGGUACGAUUCUUGGCCGAAAUCUGUCAGGACAGCCUAAUUUUCCAUGUCGUGUCAAUGCAGUGCCUCGUCCUAUACCAGAGAAAAAAUGGUUCAUGGAACCAGCUGUUAUUGUUUGCCUAGGUGGAAUCCUUCCUUUCGGAUCAAUUUUUAUUGAAAUGUAUUUCAUUUUUACUUCGUUCUGGGCUUAUAAGAUCUACUAUGUUUAUGGCUUUAUGAUGUUGGUUCUGGUUAUCCUCUGCAUUGUGACAGUAUGUGUGACUAUCGUUUGUACGUAUUUCCUGCUAAAUGCAGAGGAUUAUAGGUGGCAAUGGACAAGCUUUCUUUCUGCGGCAUCAACUGCAAUUUAUGUUUACAUGUACUCCUUCUACUACUACUUUUUCAAGACAAAGAUGUAUGGCUUGUUUCAAACAUCAUUUUACUUUGGUUAUAUGGCAGUAUUUAGCACAGCUUUGGGAAUCAUGUGUGGAGCUAUUGGUUACAUGGGAACAAGUGCCUUUGUUCGUAAAAUCUACACUAAUGUGAAAAUUGACUAAGGAAAUAAGAAAAUUGAACUAUGGAUCACCUCCUGUUUUCAUGGGGAUGAACUUGCACAAGAAAAAGAGCAAGAAGAGAUUUGGGUUUUAACACUGGGCACUAUAUGGGUCUCCAUUUUGUGGAUGGCUUAAAGUAACAUCUAUUUCAUUGAUCCUAGGUUCUUACUGACUGCUUUCUCCAACUGUUCACAGCAAAUGCUUGGAUUAUAUGCAGUAGGCAUUACUACAGUACGUGGCUAAUCUUCCCAAAAACAAAAAACAAAACAAAAAACCUAGCUCAUUAAAAAUGAAUAGACUAGCUCUCUUCAGUGAAGAGGACAAACGGUUUAUUUAAAGCAUUUGUUCCAUUCAAUAAAAAGAGGGAAACUUGGCUGCUAAAACUACUUGAUUAGUAGUCUUCCUGGUACUUAACAUUUCUAAAUUAUGUAAAAAUGCCGUUCCAGAAAGAUUACUCUUCUGAUUUUUACUGCCAUUGCCAGGAUAGGAGGUAUGUUUUAUAUUUUGACUCCAGGUGCUUUUUGGUUUAUUUGCGGUAUCAACUAUACCCUACAGUCAUUUGUUUAAAAAAUAAUUUAAAACUAUAUAAAAACCCAUAUGCAUGUAGUAUAUCAGCUGUUGUUCUAGUUGGACCAACUUCAAUUUAUUUAUCUUUAAAGUAAUAUCCAGCUACAUCUUAAAUCCAUCCAAAGAAAAUACAGUUUGAAGAUGGGACGUGUUCUCUGCAAUGCAAUUUACUGUACAGUUAGAAAGCAAAAUGUUAAAUGAAGAGAAUUGUUUGUUUUAUAAUAAACAAUUUGAGGUCUAGAUUAAAACAAACCCAGCAUUUUAACAGAAUGUCAAAAGUGAUUCUCCUUUUUUUCCAAGUUAGUCUUGCCUUUUUUUUUUUUUGGGGUUUGAAUGAUUUUCCUUUAGGCAUUAUAGAAGGGGUAAUAAGUGUAUAUAACAUUAAAUAAUGUAACUUAGGUGUAGAUCCCAAAUGUAUUUGGAUGUACAGAUUUACUACAGAGUACUUUUCUGAUGAUUCGGUGUAAAAAUGUGUGAAUUUGGGUGGCUUUUUACAUCUUGCCUGCCAUUGCAUGAAAAGUUGGGGUUUCUUCACAUUGUGUGUAUGUCAUGCUUUUCUGUUCUAUUUCCUUUCUCAAGCUCUUACAGGAAUUAAAUUUGUAAUUUAGAACAUUUUAAUUUUUGUUAAUUUUAUCUGGACACUUGUGUAACAUCAAAAGCACAGUCGCUUUAGAGUGUUCAGAGAACUAAAAUAAACUUUUCAGACAAAAAUGUUCUGAUUGUGAAAAUAGAUGAGUUUGCAAUUGAAAAUGUAUGUAAAGGCGAUACUGCUGACCGCCAGUUUCUGUAUACAACAUUAGUGGGGUUUUCAAAUAUCAAAACCCCAUGCUUUGAAUUCAGAAUUUGCUUACAACUGUGUUGUACAGUAGAGCUCCAAAGUGGAUGACCAGCCCAAAAAGAUUCUUCUUGGCUAAAUUAUUUGUGGAGAAAUCUGUUUUGUAAUCCAGGUAGUGUACUGAGAAAAGUAGGGGUAAGUGUGGGCUGAAAUAAAUGGGCAAAUAAAGGUUAAGUCUUUUUAAGGUAA
Molecule: messenger RNA, 3418 nt
Organism: Melopsittacus undulatus (budgerigar)
Lineage: Eukaryota; Metazoa; Chordata; Aves; Psittaciformes; Psittaculidae
Product: transmembrane 9 superfamily member 3
Exons: 15
Coding region: 61-1830 (589 amino acids)
Biological process (GO): protein localization to membrane
Cellular component (GO): membrane
Source: RefSeq, a predicted model, not a curated record